CAAUAUUUGGUGGCNNNGGCAACUGGAGACAAAACCAUUACCUAUGAUAAUUGUAUUACUCAAGGGUUUUUUGCCUUCCUUCUUGGUGCAUCUGAAUUUUACUUGCGGGCUGCUAUGUCCUAUGACCGCUAUGUUGCCAUCUGUAAGCCCCUGCAUUACACAACCAUCAUGAACAGUAAGAUCUGCAUUCAACUUGUCUUCUUUUGCUGGCUUGCUGGAUUCUUUACCAUCUUUGUACCUCUCCUCUUAGGCCUAAAGCUUGACUUCUGUGCCUCCAAAAUUAUUGACAAUUUCUACUGUGAUACAACUCCCCUGCUGCAGAUCUCCUGCUCAGACACACAGCUCGUUGAGACCAUGGGGUUCAUUUCUGCAUCAAUGACACUUGUGGUCACAUUGCUAAUGGUUAUAAUUUCAUAUGCUUUUACUGCCUUAACAAUUCUAAAAAUCCCUUCAAGUAAGCAGAAGAAAAAAGCUUUUUCAACAUGUUCUUCUCACAUGAUUGUGAUAUCCCUCUCUUAUGGCAGCUGCAUCUUCAUGUAUGUUAAACCUUCAGUGAAACAAAGAAUAUCUUUUUCCAAGGGAAUUGCAGUGCUCAAUACUUCCGUGGCCCCACUAUUGAAUCCUUUCAUCUAUACUUUAAGGAACCAGCAAGUGAAAAAAGCUUUCAUGAACAUGAUACACAGGGUUGUUUCUUUCUCAAGUAAAUGA
Messenger RNA from Enhydra lutris kenyoni (northern sea otter), 708 nucleotides. Its product is annotated as olfactory receptor 6C3-like. The record is from RefSeq and is a predicted model, not a curated record. Lineage: Eukaryota; Metazoa; Chordata; Mammalia; Carnivora; Mustelidae. Gene Ontology annotation, biological process: G protein-coupled receptor signaling pathway. Gene Ontology annotation, molecular function: olfactory receptor activity. The transcript is spliced from 2 exons. The coding region runs from base 115 to 708 and encodes 197 amino acids. Gene Ontology annotation, cellular component: membrane.